Molecule: messenger RNA, 222 nt
Organism: Rangifer tarandus platyrhynchus (Svalbard reindeer)
Lineage: Eukaryota; Metazoa; Chordata; Mammalia; Artiodactyla; Cervidae
Source: the annotation of a GenBank genome assembly
AUGGCGGCGGGGCUGGAGGCGGCGGCCGAGCAGGAGGGGUGGCGGCCGGACGGCCUAGCCUCGGGCCGGGGAGCGGCAGGGGCCGUCACUGCGCCAUGCGCCCCCGCCCCUCGCCUCAGGAGACCGGCGCCCCGCGCCCUCGGCCCGGCCGCGUCCUCGUCCUUCGGUCGCGCCACGCAGCGCCGGCCGCCGCCUCAGCGCCUCAUCACCGCCGCGGGCUGA